AUGGAGGAUUCAAAAAGCGACGAUGGCCUGUACCCCAUCGCUGUUCUGAUAGAUGAGCUCAAGAAUGAGGACGUGGCAUUGAGGCUGAACUCUGUGCGCCGGUUAAGCACAAUAGCCUUGGCUUUGGGAGAAGAAAGAACACGCCGAGAGCUCAUUCCUUUUGUGAGCGAAAGCAACGAUGACGAAGACGAAGUUCUCUUGGCAUUGGCAGAGGAGUUGGGUCGUUUCAUCCCCUACGUGGGGGGACCAGAAUAUGGCCAUGUUCUCUUGAGCCCGCUGGAAAACCUGUGCACCGUAGAGGAGACAGUGGUGCGCGACAAGGCAGUACAGUCAUUGGCUGCGAUAGCCUCAGAACUGCCGACAAAGAGCGUCUCAGAAUACUUUGUGCCCCUUGUCAAGAGGCUCGCUGGAGGCGAGUGGUUCACUUCCAGGAUUUCGUGCUGUGGCCUGCUGCCAGUGGCCCACCGUGUUUCAACACAAGAAAGCGAGCUCCAGGAGCUCAGGGGCUUAUACCGUGUUUUGUCACAAGACGACACGCCCAUGGUCCGGCGUGCUGCCGCUCAGAACCUCAGCGGAAUGGCAGAGACUGUAGAGCAGCAGGUUUUGAGCCAAGAUAUCUGCCCCAUCUUCAUCAAGCUCACACAGGACGAUCAAGACUCGGUUCGCUUGCUGGCUGUGCAAUGCUGCGGCCCUUUGGCACGCUCGCUAAGCAAGAGCGAGUGCCUCUCCUCUGUCGUCCCGGUUGUGCAGCGGUUUGCCCAGGACAAGUCCUGGCGCGUACGGUACAAUGUGGCGCAACAAUUGCACAUGCUCUGUGCUGCGCUGGGCGCGGAGGCUUCCAGGAAUGAGAUAGUACCCCCUUUUCUGAAGCUUCUGCGGGAUAGCGAAGCAGAAGUGAGGGUUGCCGCUGCCGGCAAGGUUGCGGCGAUCAGCAACCUGCUGGAUGCAGACACGGUGAUCAGGGUGGUCCUGCCCUGUGUGAAAGUGCUCGCAGCUGAUAGCAGUCAGUACGUGCGGAGUGCUCUUGCUGCUGUUGUCAUGGAGAUGGCCGCGGCCCUCGGCAAAUCAGCCACCAUUGAGCAUUUGCUACCUGUCUUCCUAAGCCUUUUAAAGGACGAUGUCCCAGAUGUGCGACUGAAUAUCAUUUCCAAGCUUGAUCAGGUAAAUCAGGUGAUUGGAAUCGAUCUUCUAGGGGAGAGCUUGAUGCCCGCCAUCGAAAAUUUGGCAGAUGACAACCACUGGCGGGUCCGAUUGGCUAUCAUCAAGUACAUACCCCUGCUGGCAACGCAGCUAGGUGCUGAUGUAUUCCAACAGCAACUUGGGCAGCAGUGCAUGAGGUGGCUUGAGGAUCAGGUGUUCUGCAUACGCGAGGCAGCGACACUGAAUCUGCAGAAAUUGGCAGCGGAGUUUGGUCCUGAGUGGGCUAAAGAGCAUCUUGUUCCUCAGGUCCUAGCCAUGGUGAACAAUUCCCACUACCUGUACCGCAUGACAAUCCUCUCAGCUGUUGCAGCUCUUGCACCUGCUGUCAGUCAUGACGUCCUGUGCAACAAUAUGCUGCCAGUCGUCAUAUCUUGCGCAAAAGACAAGGUUCCAAACAUCAAGUUCACUGUGGCAAAGAUGCUGGAACGUCUUGUUCCUCUGGUGGAUGCUGCUAUCGCUGAGCACACAAUCAAGCCCUGCCUGCUGGAGCUUGCUGAUGACAGCGAUGCAGACGUGCAAUUUUUUGCUCAGCAUGCGCUGCAGUCCUGCGAAAUUGUUACUGCUGCGUAA
This is a messenger RNA of Coccomyxa subellipsoidea C-169, 1770 nucleotides long. RefSeq names its product ARM repeat-containing protein. The record is from RefSeq and is a predicted model, not a curated record. Gene Ontology annotation, cellular component: cytoplasm; protein phosphatase type 2A complex. Bases 1 to 1770 code for a protein of 589 amino acids. NCBI's taxonomy places the organism in Eukaryota, Viridiplantae, Chlorophyta, Trebouxiophyceae, Coccomyxaceae. Gene Ontology annotation, biological process: protein dephosphorylation. The transcript is spliced from 11 exons. Gene Ontology annotation, molecular function: protein binding; protein phosphatase regulator activity.